GGAAACAGUCUCGACAACCCCUUGUUCAUUAACAGCAGGAUAGAAAAAUAUUUCUAGAAAAAAUCCGAUUGUGACGUCCCCGGUUUGAUUGUGACAUGGUACAAUGCAGCAAUUACCCAACAACAGUUCGAAAAAUUCGAGAAUUAUUUCUCGUUCUCGCGUUUACGUCGGUUUACUUCAUGUACGAAGCUCAUUGGACCGUAACGAACAAAAUCACGUGCCUACGACGUCAUCAUCGUGACGUCAUCGCGAUUUCCGGCAGAGAAGAUUUUGAACAGAUCGAAAAUGACGUUAUUUUGGAGUAUAAACAAUUAAAAAACAUCGUCAAUGUUUCGAAAUGGAGUUUAAACGAUUGUUCACCGAGCGCUUGUACGCGAGUCAUUUUAUCGGGCUUCACUGAAGGUCUACAAAACAAAACAACGACCAUACAACCAACCAAACUUCGUUAUAAUCCGGCCACACCCAGCGCCAGCGCAGGGACCAGGCUACUCAACUGUAGCCAGAUUGCAGAAUAUUUUGAUGACCCAGUCGCUAUGAAGUUCGAGCCAUACAAAGCCGACCAAAUAAGGACUAAGCAAGGAAUCCACGAGACGCAUGGGAUGCUGGUGUUCCCAAGUCGUACCAAGAAAUACGUCAUUACGUCCGAGGCCAAACGAAACACGACCGGAUACAGGAAGCUGUACGAAAUUUACGAGAAGCAUAUUGAUCUUGGUAUAAGACUGCCGGGCAUACCAGAGUUAUAUGGAGCUUGUAUUAAUGAAAAAUACGUUAGGCUUGUGACAAGAUUUACCAAGGGUCAGAAACUUUGCGCAUCCGGACACGAAACCGAAGCGAAUUACUCGGAGACGGAUUGCUACAAACUUACAAAGUUACACAACUUGGUCCAGAGCAGAAGAGACAAAGUCCAACCUGUUUUAUCGCUCAUCCAAAGUGUCUUGUGCUUGUUUAGUGAGCUGGAACACAAACGAUAUUUCCUUCAUGACGUGCAUGGGUCACAGUUUUCCCUCAACCCCGAUAUGUCGAUAGUUGUGAACGACAUGGACAACUUAUUCCAUCACGGUUCAAGAAAUAUAUUCGGUGGGAGCAUUUGUAUUGAUGAUUCGCACUGUGCGGCACCUAGCGGCGGCAAAUGGUCGAACACGUCAGCUAACCACGUGAUAUAUUCUCCAUGUCAUGACGCUUCACCAGUGUGUGACGAAAACAAAUGCGCGGGAUUCAACGCUUCACUGCAUCUGUGUGGCGUCACGAGGUGGAUGACGUCAUUGGUUCUUAAUCAUCUGACACGCUUAAAAGAACGCAUCCGAUUGGUUCACGCUUUGGCGUUAGUAUCCAAUCCCCAUCCUCGAUUGCGUCACGUGGGCAGGGAGGCAUGUGAGCAGGUUACGGAGGCGCUUGAGAAUUACAAAUCAGACCCCGAAAAAUCGGCAGCCGGCUACCACGUGGGGGCAGCAAAGAAGCCUAAGAUUUGACGUCACACCGAACUACCUUAAAAUUGUUCAGCUGAAAAAAGUUGUUGCACGUGCGAUGUGACGUCAUUUUGGAUUCCUCCAUUUGACGUCACGUUGUUCAUUUAUAUCUUCAAUAGCGUUUUACUGUAUUUGUAUUUUAUACCUUGGGCGUUAUUUUUAUACUUCCGAAUCGCGAAACUUUUGUAAUAAAAAGAUGUAUACGUCCAU
This is a messenger RNA of Ciona intestinalis (vase tunicate), 1676 nucleotides long. RefSeq lists its product as uncharacterized. The record is from RefSeq and is a predicted model, not a curated record. Lineage: Eukaryota; Metazoa; Chordata; Ascidiacea; Phlebobranchia; Cionidae.